This is a messenger RNA of Musa acuminata AAA Group (dessert banana), 2109 nucleotides long. Its product is annotated as scarecrow-like protein 15. Gene Ontology annotation, cellular component: nucleus. The transcript has a single exon. Lineage: Eukaryota; Viridiplantae; Streptophyta; Magnoliopsida; Zingiberales; Musaceae. The record is from RefSeq and is a predicted model, not a curated record. Gene Ontology annotation, molecular function: DNA-binding transcription factor activity; sequence-specific DNA binding. Gene Ontology annotation, biological process: regulation of DNA-templated transcription. Bases 195 to 1799 code for a protein of 534 amino acids.
GUCUUCCUUUCCCCAUCCCAUUCCGCCACCUCCCUUUCUUCCCCCACUGCCUUGUUAUAACCCCGCCUUGGUAACGGCCUCAAGCUCCUCACCUCCCUCUUUCCCGAACUCCGAGGAGCAGUUGUCUGUGAUACAGAGAGACAGAGAGAGAGAGAGACGAAGGACGAGAGGAAAAGUCCUCCUUUUUCCUACGAAUGAAGCACUCGAAGCCACUCACCGACCCCCCACAGCAACAGCAGCAGCCCGCAGCCCAUCGCCACUUCGCUUUGGUUUCCAAACCCCUCCUUGACUCCUCUACCCACGUCGACACUAACAACAACGCCUUUGCGCCCAGUCUCUUCUACGAGCCCACCUCCGUCCUCGACGCCCACCUCAGCUCCAGCCCCGCAACCGCCCCCGCUCCGGCCGGAGCCGGCGACCUCCCCCUCCUUUCCUGGGCUGGCGGCGGCGGCGGCGGCAGCGACGCCCACUACCAACAUCACCACCACCUCCCCGCCUCCGACGACUGGGACAGUGCCUCCUGGUUCCUUUCCGAAAGGUACGACCUUUCCCCCUUUCCCGACGACACCAACCACCCCUUCCUUGACUCCUCCUUCGAUGUCCACUUCGAUCCUUUCGCUGCCACAGCCGCCGAUCCCAUCCCCUCGCCCGCCCCCUCCUUCGACCGCUCCCAGCUUGACUCGCUCAUCCGCGCCGCCCAUUGUGUGGAAUCCAGGGACUUUGCCACGGCACACGUGAUAUUGUCGCGGCUCAAUCACCACAUCCCCUCGGCCGCGGUCUCCUCGUUCCAUAGAGCCCUCUCUCUCUUCAAGGAGGCGCUCUUGGCCUUGCUCCGCCCCUCCACCGCCGAGCCCCCGCUAUCCGCCGCCGAGCUCGUACGCCAUAUCGCCGCCCACAAGGCCUUCGCGGACCUCUCCCCUGUCCCCCACUUCGGCACCUUCACCGUCACCCAGACCCUGAUCGAGGCGCUCGACGGCGGCACCCGAUCCAUCCACCUCAUUGACUUCGACCUCGGCCUCGGCGGCCAGUGGUCGUCCUUCGCGCAGGAGCUCGCGGCGCGGUGCCGCGCAUCUCGCUCCUCUCCGCCGGCCGUGCGGAUCACUGCUGUCGUCGCGGAGGAGUCCGGGGAGACAGCCCUAGCCGCGGAGAACCUCCGCGACUUCGCCCGCAGCCUCAGCAUCAGCUUCGCCGUUAACUUCGUGCGCAUUGGCGGCCUCGGGACUCUCGCCCUCAGCGGGAUCCGCCUCGCCGGCGCCGGGGAGCCGACGGCCGUCGUCCUCACGCCCUCCGUCUUCCGCAUCCUCGGCCGCGACGCCGCGCCGGAGUCCACCGCCUCCCUCCUCCGUUUCAUCCGCCGGGCUUCCCCGCGGGUGGUUUUGUUCGUCGACGCGGAGGGCGGCUCCGCUGGGUCUGCCGUCGGCCCCCACCCCGCACCAUCGCUGCGGCGGACCGUGGCGGCCGGGGUGGAGCACUUCGCGGCAGUUCUGGAGUCGGUGGAGGCGACUGCGGCGGCGACAGGGGCCGGGGAGGAGGCCGUCCGGCGGAUCGAGCGGGCGGUGGUCCGUCCGUUAGUGGUGGGCACGGUGGGGGGAUGGGCGGGGCGGCCGGGCCCGUGGCGGGAGGUGUUCGCCGGGGCGGGGUGGUCGCCCGCCCCCUUCAGCGAGUCCACCGAGUCGCAGGCCGAGUGGCUCGUCCUGCGGGCCCCCGUCGAAGGCUAUCGUGUGUCGAGGAUGGACGGGGCCCUCGUGUUGAGCUGGAGGGGGAGAGAGCUGUCCUCCACGUCAGCAUGGAGGUGCUGAAUCGGGCGGUCCCCGUCUCCGCUGCUUCCGCUGGCGUCCUCCCUGUCCUCCUCGUGGGUCGAUGGCAUGAAUUAUUACGUUUGCCCUCUCUUGUCGUUGUGCUCCUCUCGUUGUCCACUUCCAUUUGAUUUCCUUCUCCCUUAAAUAUAGCAGCUGACAUGGCUUACAAACUAGACUGCGGUGGGACCGAAUAGCCGUCCCGUAAACCUGUGAGAUGGUAUCUCAUGUGUCUCCUAGUUUUUAUUUCAGACCAGGAAAAUGUAACAGCUGACUUGUUAAUUAAUUAUGAUGAUUAGCUGCGACCGCUAAA